This is a messenger RNA of Drosophila serrata, 1426 nucleotides long. RefSeq names its product tRNA (guanine-N(7)-)-methyltransferase non-catalytic subunit wuho (gene wuho). NCBI's taxonomy places the organism in Eukaryota, Metazoa, Arthropoda, Insecta, Diptera, Drosophilidae. Gene Ontology annotation, cellular component: nucleus; tRNA methyltransferase complex; cytosol. Gene Ontology annotation, molecular function: protein binding. The record is from RefSeq and is a predicted model, not a curated record. Gene Ontology annotation, biological process: RNA (guanine-N7)-methylation; tRNA modification.
UAAUGAACAAUCCGACACGCAGGAGAAUGGCCACGAUUUUCUUCGCCGAGCCUGAACUGGUGAUCGGCCUCGGCCGCAGGGUGCUUUUUGUGAACCCCGACGACCUGCAGAUCUUUAAGGAGAUCGAGCUGCCCCCAGACCUGGCCGCUUGCGGCCUUAAGGCCCCCGAGCCCGGUUCCUGCCCGGCCACUGAACCCGGCCCCGGCCAGGAGCAACAGCCUGCUGCCGCUGCAGCUGACGACGAUGCUGCUGCUGGUAGUGGAGCUGCCAAGCAGCAGGAAGCAACAGCCUCGGGAUCAGGAUCGGCGUCCGAGGUGGCGGUGCAGAAUGUGAGCUACUCGCCGGACGGACAGCUGCUGGCCGUGACCACGUCCGGCGCGCAGAAGGCCCUGUUGCUCUACCGCGCCCGCCCGGAGCACGCCCGCCUGCUGUCCGCUCGGCCGCUGGCCCGCGCCGCUAGCGCAUUGCGCUUCUGCUGCGACAGCAGCUCCGUGUUGGUCACGGACAAGACGGGCGACUGCUACCAGUACGACUGCGUGGAGGUGGACGCUGCUCCGCGUCUUCUGCUCGGCCACCUCAGCGUGGUGUACGACAUUCUUUGGUCCGAGGACCAGCAGCACAUCAUUACCUGCGACCGGGACGACAAGAUACGCGUUACCAACUAUCCCGCCACCUUCGACAUACACAGCUAUUGCCUCGGCCACCGUGAGUUCGUGUCGGGACUGGCGCUGCUCACCGAUCGGCACAUCGCUUCUGCUUCCGGCGACAAGACGCUGCGCAUAUGGAAUUUCAUCGAGGGCAAGGAGCUGCUGGUGCACGAGCUGCCGGCGCCGGCGGUGCGUAUGCAGGUGCGUGUACUGGAGUCUGACAAGGUCUUUCAGGCGGCAGUGCUAUUAUACGACCACGUGGACGCUCUGGCCGUGUACCGUCUGGAGCGUAGCGGCCGAGAGAGCUGGACCAUCAAGGGCACGCAGAUGGUGCGCGCGGAGGCGGGUGCCUGGAGUAUUUGCAACUUUACUUUAACCGCCAACCGGAUAUAUGUGACGGGUGCGGAGAACGAGCGCCUGGCGCUGCGUGUUUACGACAGCGGCACUGGCCAACAGUCCAACGGCGUGCCCGAGGGCUGGCUGAAUAUGGUGCUGGAUGGACUGCACGCCCUGCCAGACGCCGAUGGCAACUGCGUGCGCUUCCAACCAGAGGACCUCUCCGUUUGGUUCAAGAAACGAUUCGACAAUGUCAGCGACUAUCUGGAGCGCAAGAAGCGGCGCAUCGAGGAGCAGCAGCAGAAGAGCAACUAAGCCCAAAUGAAGUAACCAAACCCGUAUCUUUACAUAGCAUUUAAUAUUAGCAUAUGAAGAAAAGCAACGGACUAUGUAUGACAGGCCUGUUUCGUGGACAUAAUAUAUAAUCUGUAUAUGUGUGUAAA